Messenger RNA from Osmerus eperlanus (European smelt), 3831 nucleotides. RefSeq names its product solute carrier family 1 member 7b (gene slc1a7b). Gene Ontology annotation, cellular component: plasma membrane. Bases 114 to 1850 code for a protein of 578 amino acids. Gene Ontology annotation, molecular function: glutamate:sodium symporter activity; L-glutamate transmembrane transporter activity; neutral L-amino acid transmembrane transporter activity. The record is from RefSeq and is a predicted model, not a curated record. Gene Ontology annotation, biological process: L-glutamate transmembrane transport. Lineage: Eukaryota; Metazoa; Chordata; Actinopteri; Osmeriformes; Osmeridae. The transcript is spliced from 11 exons.
CUCUCUCUCUCUCUCUCUCUCUUUCUAUCAUACUGGUCAUCCUCAACCUUCCCGCCUGGAUUUGGGCUGUAAACGUAUGGGUUGGUGAUCGGGAGAGGACAGGGGAUUUCGUCAUGGCCGUGGCUCUGGAUGCGGUGUGGUUGAGGGUGAAGAACGUGUGCAAACAGAACGGACUCCUCAUCCUGUCAGUGCUGGCUGUGGUCAUAGGGUGCCUGCUGGGCUUCUUCCUCCGGACCAAGCGCCUUACAGAGCAGGAAGUGAAAUAUUUCCAGUUUCCCGGUGAGCUGCUGAUGAGGAUGUUGAAGAUGCUGAUUCUUCCUCUUGUCGUGUCCAGUUUGAUGUCGGGGCUGGCCGCCCUAGAUGCCAAGUGUUCCAGUCGAUUGGGUCUGAUUACAGUGUCCUACUACCUGUGGACCACUUUUGUGGCGGUGGUGGUGGGGAUCAUCAUGGUGUCCAUUAUACACCCUGGGGGAGCAGCCCAGAAAGAAGACUCGGAGGACAGCAGCAAACCCAUCAUGAGCUCCGCCGACGCGCUGCUAGACCUCAUCCGAAAUAUGUUUCCAUCCAACUUGGUUCAAGCUACAUUUCAACAGUAUCGGACGAGUAGUAUAUCCAUUCUGAAACCCAAGCCUACUGUGAGCCAAUCAGAGUCCACCACUCGCCGAGCACUCAUCUACGGUAUCCAGGACGACAAUGGAACAGACAUUCAGAACUUUGCCCUCGACCUGACCCCGCCCCCAGACGUGUUGAUCCGCACAAAACCAGGAAACAGCGAUGGAAUGAACGUCCUUGGGAUUGUCAUCUUCUCAGCCACCAUGGGAAUCAUGCUGGGAAGGAUGGGUCCCAAUGGUAGUGCAUUGGUAAACUUCUGCCAGAGCUUGAACGAAGCUGUCCUGAAAAUUGUCGCCAUCGUUAUAUGGUACUUUCCAUUUGGUAUUGUGUUCCUUGUGGCCGGCAAGAUCUUAGAGAUGAGUGAUCCCUCAGCCAUGGGGAAGAAGCUGGGCUUUUACGCUGUCACCGUGGUGUUUGGCCUGAUUCUCCACGGCCUAUUCAUCUUACCAGCCAUGUACUUCUUCAUCACCAAGAAGAGUCCCAUUGUGUACAUAAGAGGAAUCCUUCAGGCGCUACUCAUUGCCCUGGCGACCUCCUCCAGCUCUGCCACUCUGCCUAUUACCUUCAAGUGCCUCCUUGAAAACAACCACAUUGACAGGCGCAUCAUCCGCUUUGUGCUCCCUGUGGGUGCCACCAUCAACAUGGACGGCACCGCCCUGUACGAGGCGGUGGCGGCCAUCUUCAUCGCCCAGGUCAACAACUACGAAUUGGACUUUGGCCAGAUCAUCACCAUCAGUAUCACUGCCACAGCUGCCAGCAUUGGUGCAGCAGGCAUCCCACAAGCUGGACUAGUCACCAUGGUGAUAGUACUAACAUCAGUCGGCUUGCCAACUGAUGAUAUCACUCUCAUUAUUGCAGUGGACUGGGCGUUAGAUAGAUUCCGGACCAUGGUGAAUGUGAUGGGGGAUGCUUUGGCCACUGGUAUAAUGGCACACAUUUGCAGAAAGGACUUCAUUAAAGAAGGAGAUGGGGUACCCCUGAUCUGUGAGACCAAGCCCAUGAUCAACAUCCAGCAGCUGAUGAACUGUCAGAACAACAACGGCAGCUACCAGCCUCCUCCUCCGGGGGCCAAGCUUGAGCACAUACCCCCAGACGUGGCCCGACUCAUGCAGCUCGAGGAGGGUGUGCGGCCCCCACCCCCUCCAGAGAGGAAAAAGCCCCCGGUGCCACCCAGGCAGCUGAAGAAAGACAAGGAACACUGUGCCAUAGACAUGAAUGGCCUGGAGACCAAUGUAUAGCCCUGUCAUCGUCGCUGCAGUAUCACUGCUUCCCCAGCAGGACCAAGCGUCAGUUCAGGCUCACCAGAACAAGGGAUGACAACCUCACACCAGAAAAGGACCUGGAUGAAGAAGAUUGGAUGGAUAUCAUCUUAUUUAUGGUCGUAGAUGUUUGAAUGAUUGGUCAAAUGCUUUUUUUUAUGCUGUUUUGUAAGUGUGUGUGUUUGGUAUAAUAGGUGGCAAGGCUUCCUUCUAGGCUUGUUUGGAUAGUGGCCAAAUAAAGUGUAGGGGUGGGGAUUGUGGGCUGCCCUUCAGCCUGGCAAUGAUUGCUGGUGAAGACUUGAGAGUCAUUGACAGGACACAUUAAGUGCUAUAUCAACAGAUUUUCAGGGGCCAAAGACAGGCACAAAGACUUUAGUUGACAUACUUUGUCUCCAAAAUGCUAAGCAAGUUCUAAGCAACACCGUUACAAACUAUCAUUAACACCGGUAGGAGGUUUUUGAAAGGACAUAACUGCAUGAACUUCCAGGUACAAACACACGCAAGGACACGCAUAUACACACUCACAGUCGCUCAUUCCUUCCCACACACACAAACAUACAGCGUUCCUCAGACCUAUACAUAUUUGUAUUUAUAUUGUUUUAAGGUAGAUUUGUCUUUGGUAUUUACAUUUUAUAUACUUUCUUGUGCAACAUGUCUGAUAGUGCAUAUUGUCCAUGUACAUUCAGCUUGUGGCUUUAUGUAUGGCUAACAGGCCACUGCAUGUGUCAUACACCAGAACAGGGCAGAGAGAAAAACCAAGAUGUCCGACUUGAGACAUUGUUUGAUCUGUAAGAAACCUGCCCUCAUCCUGGAUAUUUAUUCUGCCUUAACAAAGCUAGUGGUGUUAGGCUGAUGUCUUCAAAGGAAGAGGAUCCGAAGACAAUCGAAAAUCACAUCCCAGUAAACCAGUUAAGAUGCAGCCUGCGUAUCAUACAAGAGCUUACUUUUUUUUACAGGGGGAAAGGUAUCCCUGUGUGUGUCUAAACUGACAUUGCAUAAGUAUUUAUUUUUUCUAUUUUGAAGAUUUAAAAAGAAAUGUAUAGACUAUAACGUUCAUGUUGUGUAAUAUGAAUGCAGUUCAUAGCUAGGCUGCCUGCUAUUUAUCUCGCUUUGUAUCUUGGUUGACAUGAAGGCAGAUCCAUUGAAUAGAUUUAUGUUUAUGUUAAAUGCUUCAUUAGUGUGUCUGUUCAAGGAACUGAAAAUUUUAUGGAACAAAUGACCUGUUUUUGACAAGCAUUAGCAUUAAAACUGGACUGUAACACAUUCUGAGGGUCUUGGAUUGGUUAAGCUCCAAGUAUUUCAUUUUCAGUUACACAUUUGAUCUUAGCAAGAUGGGGAUUUUUCUCCCAUGUAUUUUUGCCACUUCAGUACAUGAACGAUUUAGGCUGUCCUUCACAAGACCUCUCUCAAGCGUAACAAAUUACCUCAUGUGGUGCUGCUUAUGAUGAAAAGGCAAAUUAUGUACACCUUUUUAAUAAGCAGUAACUGAACAUCAUUUGUGAGUUAUAGUUUCUUCAACAUGUUAACCCCUAUUCUACCAUCCUUCUUCUGAUUUCUCACAACUUUCCUUUAGAUUUGUCUAUUGUAACAGUAGCAUUGAUGGGCCAGAGUAGGAAGGAAAAUAUCAUACAUAAAAUGUUAUCCUUGGCAAUUUUUGAAGAUAAAUAUCAGUUCCCUGUGGAUAAAAUAUCAAGAAAACAUAGGUCCGUAAUGUAAUGGCAAUCUUCUGAGUUUUUUUCUUUUCAAGAUAUUUGGGGGCCAAGCAGCGAAGCUGCGAAGCCACCUAUUGUGUUUCUACCUUUUAUUAUUAUUAUUGGGGGGCAAGCAGCGAAGCUGCAAAGCUACCAAUUGUGUUUCUACCUGUUCUUUUUAUUAUUACGCAUCUUCUUCUCCUCCCAUUGGAGUCUAUGGCAGCCCCAAAAACCAUAUGGUAAAAAGUUGUGAAAUUUGGCACAGUCAU